GUUUGAUGUUUUUGUUAUUACAAAUUCGCGUGUUAUGAAACUGCCCUCGAUAUCGUGUAUCAUUUCAGAAAAACGAUCAAAUUUCGUUAAUUUACCGGAAUGUUUUUCAUAAAAAUCCUAACAGCGCGUCCAGUGCACCGAUUACAAUGUGUGAGACAAAGAUUUCUGAGCAGUCAAGUCAAUAGCAGUGAAAAAACGCUUGAUCUUUUCCGGCAACAAUACGAGCGUGAUUCCUGGACAAACAUCACUCCGAAGAUUCUUUCGCACCUGGACCGAAAUCUGCAUCUGAAGCAGAACCACCCACUUUCGAUUAUCCGUAAAAAGAUCGUCAACUACUUCUACGGUGCAUACCUGAAUCCGCGAGGGAACCCGUUAUUCAGUGUGUACGACAAUCUGAGUCCGGUUGUUUCCAUCGAGCAGAAUUUCGACAAUUUGUUAAUCCCAAAAGACCAUCCUAGUCGAGCAAAGAGCGAUUGCUAUUACAUCAAUAAGGAUUAUCUUCUUCGAGCACAUACUACAGCUCAUCAGGUAGAACUCAUUCAAGCCGGCCUAGAUAACUUCCUGGUAGUGGGAGAUGUUUACCGACGUGAUGAAAUCGAUGCCACUCACUAUCCCGUAUUUCAUCAGCUAGAUGCCGUAAGAAUAAUUCCUCAAGAUAAGUUGUUCGAGCGAAAUCCAGAGUUGAAAGUUUUCGAAACGUCGUACAAAACGCACCUCAGCAAAGACACCAGCACAAUUUCGGAGUGCAUUGACCAACAGAAACAGCCCUGCCAUACACUGGAAGCGGUUAAACUGUGUGAACAUGAGAUGAAACGAGUCCUUCUGGGAAUGGUAAAGGAACUGUUCGGUAACAAAAUCCAGUACCGAUGGGUGGAAACAACUUUCCCCUUCACUCAACCGUCAUGGGAGUUAGAAAUCUUCUUCAAUGGUAACUGGCUAGAAAUACUUGGCUGUGGUAUUACUAGAAACGAAAUUCUGGAUCGUGCUGGAGUCGACAAUUCAAUUGCCUUCGCGUUCGGCGUUGGUUUGGAACGGUUGGCCAUGGUGCUGUUUGAUAUCCCGGAUAUCAGACUUUUCUGGAGUACGGAUAGUGGAUUUUUGAACCAGUUCAAAGACGACAAGAUCGUCAAGUAUAAACCGAUUUCGGUGCAUCCACAGUGCGCAAACGAUAUCUCGUUCUGGUUACCGCAGGAGCUAACUUUGGAUACUUUUUCGGUUAACGAUUUCUACGACUUAGUGCGGACAAUCGGAGGCGAUAUAGUGGAACAGGUAACACUAAUUGACAAGUUCACUCAUCCAAAAACAGGUAAGUCUAGUCUUUGUUUCCGAAUCAUUUAUCGACACAUGGAAAAAACGCUUACACAAGCCGAAGUCAACGUGGUGCAUGCCAAAAUUGGCGCAGAGCUGAUUAAAGAGUUCAAUGUAGUUAUUCGAUGAGCGUUGGAUCGUUAGAAAAGUAGUGUCAAUUUUCGUUUGUCAAGAAUCCUGAAUAUAUAGCAUUUCUGAAAAUACACUA
Messenger RNA from Aedes aegypti (yellow fever mosquito), 1516 nucleotides. It is a transcript of the gene PheRS-m, whose product is annotated as probable phenylalanine--tRNA ligase, mitochondrial. Lineage: Eukaryota; Metazoa; Arthropoda; Insecta; Diptera; Culicidae. Gene Ontology annotation, molecular function: ATP binding; tRNA binding; phenylalanine-tRNA ligase activity. Bases 100 to 1437 code for a protein of 445 amino acids. The record is from RefSeq and is a predicted model, not a curated record. Gene Ontology annotation, biological process: phenylalanyl-tRNA aminoacylation. Gene Ontology annotation, cellular component: cytoplasm; mitochondrion. The transcript is spliced from 3 exons.